This is a messenger RNA of Pimephales promelas (fathead minnow), 1914 nucleotides long. RefSeq names its product retinol dehydrogenase 20 (gene rdh20). Lineage: Eukaryota; Metazoa; Chordata; Actinopteri; Cypriniformes; Leuciscidae. The record is from RefSeq and is a predicted model, not a curated record. Gene Ontology annotation, cellular component: lipid droplet. Gene Ontology annotation, molecular function: oxidoreductase activity, acting on the CH-OH group of donors, NAD or NADP as acceptor.
AAAGGCAUGGCUAGUUCAGUAACAAGCUUGGCUGUCUCACUCACUCCCUCAAACAAACUUGGGCACCAUGAUCUUCCUAAUGGAUUUACAGAUGAUGAUGCUGGACAUUGUGUUCUUCAUCCUGCGCUCUUGUCUGCGCAUCGUGCUGAGACCACGUACGAAGCCCAUAGACGGCGAGUUGGUGUUGAUCACCGGCUCUGGGGGAGCACUGGGCCGCCUGUUCGCCCUGGAGUUCUCGAAACACGGCGCAGAAGUGGUGCUGUGGGACAUCAACGGAGACGCUAAUGAGGAGACAGCCAAGAUGGUGAGGGCGCAAGGGGGCCAGGCACACGGGUACACGGUGGAUGUGACAAACCGAGAAGAAGUGUACCGCACUGCCGAACAGGUACGGAAGGAUGUGGGACGGGAUGUGACCUACUUGGUGAAUAAUGCCGGGGUGGUGGCCGGUGAGAGACUCCUGGACUGCCCAGAUACCAUGGUGGAGAGGACACUGAAAGUAAACUGCCACGCCCUCUUCUGGACUGUCAAGGCGUUCCUCCCUCAGAUGAAGGCCAAUAAUCAUGGCCACAUCAUCACUAUUGCCAGUGUACUUGGACUCUUCAGCACAGCCUGUGUAGAGGAUUACUGUGCCAGUAAGUUUGCCGCGGUGGGGUUUCAUGAGUCUCUGGCCCAUGAACUGCUGACGGAAGAGGACGUGGAUGGAGUGAAGACCACUCUUGUGUGCCCUUAUGUUGUGGACACUGGCAUGUUUGAUGGCUGCAGGAUUAGGGAAGAGGUUGAACUGAUCCUGCCUCCACUGGAGCCCUUGUACUGCGUACAGCAGGCUAUGAAUGCCAUUCUCAUAGACCAGCCGCUAGUGUGCAUCCCCAGACUAACCUACUUCCCCUUCCUGGCCAGAGCCCUGUUUCCAUGGGAAUCCAAUGUGGUGACAUAUCGCUUUAUGGGUUCAGACCGAUGCAUGUACCCUUUCAUUGAGAACAUGAGGAAGAAAAGAGCAGCCAACGGCCCAAUAAAGGCUGCUUAAACAUCCAGAACACUCAAAUUUGACGGGUCUUUUUUGAACAGCUGCAGCAAAUAAUGCGUGGAAUAUUCUUUGAAUUGGUUGGAUGUGUGCGUAUGUCACUGUUUGGAGUGAAAUGGGUUUCUUCUGGUUAUGUAGGCCCACUUCAGUUGUGUUCUGUUUUUCAGGCUGGCUAAUCAAUCAUGCGUGAGUCGUUCAACAACCACUGAUAUGGCUCACAUCUGAAAUGUGUUUUUAAGCUGGAUUGGGACUGGACUGAAGGUCAUUGGGCAUAAUAACCAUUUAAAUAAGAGUGUACUGGUGUUUCCCCCCCCUGUGGCUUCCAAUUAUAUUGAAAACAAUUUGCUGCUUGUACUUGUUCAUAAAAACAAACCGCAAGUUCCAAAUCUGGUUGUAUUGUUGUUGUUUUUCUCUCUCUUAUCUUUUCUUUAGUUUAGUUUUUAGUCCCGAUUACAUCUGGCAAAGCGACUACCAACAAAAACUAGCCUUUAGGCCAAUUUGGGUACAUUUACAUUCAGGAAUGUUGAUUAACACUGCCCCUUUAGAAGUAAUGCAAGUUCUGUAAUCAAUCACUAGUAAAAUAACAUUCAUUUUUCAAUCUUAUUUUUUAAAACAAUGUAACAUAUGUUACUUCUUUGAAAAAUGUACUUGUUUUUUCCCAUUUAAUGAUUGACACCUCUCCUGUCCCCAUGUUGAGAGAAUGAGUAAGUGCAGAGGUGUUGUGUGCACACAGUGAGACCAUGUCAGUUAUAAUAGUUCUAUUAUAGUUCUCAUAAUUAUAAUAGUUCUCAAAAACAGAUUCAGUGAUCCUUAAAAAUGAAUAUAAAAACAUUGAGAUGCAAACAGAUUAUUACGCAAACCUGCAAUACUUAAUAAAUGUUACAUUAAAUGUA